Messenger RNA from Alternaria hordeiaustralica, 648 nucleotides. RefSeq lists its product as uncharacterized. The transcript has a single exon. Lineage: Eukaryota; Fungi; Ascomycota; Dothideomycetes; Pleosporales; Pleosporaceae. Bases 1 to 648 code for a protein of 215 amino acids. The record is from RefSeq and is a predicted model, not a curated record.
AUGGAGGGUGUCGUUGCCGACAUCUCUGCUACUUCCGUGGCUCCAGCGACUAAGCGCGAAGAAGCUGCACAGAAAUGCGUCUGGAUCUGCUUCCAUGUGACGUGCACGCGCCAGUGUACCGACGUCGCUGGAGUAGCUGCUUAUGCAGCCAACGGCGCGAUUGUCAUCGACGAGUCCGAGCUCCAUGCCGACACGUCCAUCUCCGUCACUGCAAACCAUACGCAGCUGGAGAACAACGAGCAUGUUGAGAAUGCUUUCCUCUACCACUGCGACUUAACCUCUGGCAGUUGCUGGGCUGAGACCGUUCUUGAGCCAGUAGCUGGGACCGAGACCGCCAUCGAGAACAUUCCAGACAUUCCACACAAGGUCUGCCGCGAGAUUUGCAACACAGACAAGUCGCUCUGCGGACUGGUCUGUGAUGAAGAAGUGAAGAAGGAGACUGCGACCAACGACCCCGUUUCAAAGGCUAAGAUCAAGUGCCACUGGGAGUGCUAUUUCGGUCAGUGCUGGGCGGUCUGCAUGCCCGACAUGGGCGGCGCCGCCAGCGACUCCAGCGACGUAUCAUCCGCCAACGUAGCAACAAACUUCAAGCCAUGUCGCUGGGAGUGCUACUUUGGUCAGUGCUGGACUUGCUGCCCUCCUCCUUGA